GCCGGGGCCCGAGAGCGAGAAGUUGUGCGGAGGCGCCGCCGCGAUCGCUCCACGGUUCAGGUGGCGCAAUCGCGGCCCCGGGAGCCCGGCAGCUACCUCGUCCUACGGAGGAAAAGGCGGCAGGAAGCGAGGACUGGCCGGUUGGCGAUCACCUGCAGGGUCGGUCAGGCGGCAGGAAGAGCCGCUCCGGCCACCGUAGGAUCGGCCCUGUCGUUGCCCGCCUGCUCGGGGCGGUGGGAGCGCGGGGCCGCAGGGCACACCGCCUGGUCCCCGGGACGUCUCAGCCAUCUUGACCGCACCGCGCGGGGGCUGACGGCGAAACUUCUUUGUCGUUGUGGCUCUCUGUCCGGCCGGCGCUGGAGCGGCGGCGAGAAAAGCGGCGACUCCCCCUACGCAGCCAGCCAGCCCCGCGAGGAGCCAUGCGACGGCGGCUGAAGGGUCUUCCUUGAGUGGACCCCCGUCGUCUGGCACAGCGUUGGGGCUUGCCGGCGGCUCCCCCUCACCGGGUGCGAGAAAGGCUGCUUCCCUCCCGGGCGACGGAACCUCGCGAGGGCUGCGAGCCCUCUCACCUGCAGCCGGCACGGAGGGGACCGCCCUCCGCCCCCCCCGAGGGGUAGCUGGGGCUGGGGGGUUUCUGUGGCGCCGCGCUCCCCGCGACUGCUGAGCGGGACGGGAGAAGAGCCGAGCCGCCGCCCGCCGCCGAGCAUGGAGUGGAGUUACCUGUUGGAAAUAGCCUCGCUGCUCGCCGCCCUGUCCCUGCUGCAGCGCGCUGGCUGCGCCGCCGGCUCGGCCGCCGCCGCGUCCUCCUCUUCGACCAAGGAGCUGUCGUGCCAGGAGAUCACCGUGCCCCUGUGCAAAGGCAUCGGCUACAACUACACCUACAUGCCCAACCAGUUCAACCACGACACGCAGGAUGAGGCCGGGCUGGAGGUGCACCAGUUCUGGCCGCUGGUGGAGAUCCAGUGCUCCAGCGACCUGCGCUUCUUUCUCUGCAGCAUGUACACCCCCAUCUGCCUGGAGGACUACAAGAAGCCGCUGCCGCCCUGCCGCAGCGUCUGCGAGCGGGCCAAGGCCGGCUGCGCCCCGCUCAUGCGCCAGUACGGCUUCGCUUGGCCCGACAGGAUGCGCUGCGACCGCCUCCCCGAGCAGGGCAGCCCAGACACUCUCUGCAUGGACUACAACCGCACGGACCUCACCACUGCCGCCCCGCCGCCGGCCAAGCCCCCGCCCCGCGGCUCCAAACCCGGCGGCCCUGCGAAAGCGCUCCCUGCCGCCGCUCCACCGGCCGAAGCCCCGCGCAAGCCGCGCCCGCCGCCGCCCUGCGAGCCGGGCUGCCAGUGCCGGGCGCCCAUGGUGUCGGUGUCCAGCGAGCGGCACCCUCUCUACAACCGCGUCAAGACGGGGCAGAUCGCCAACUGCGCCCUGCCGUGCCACAAUCCCUACUUCAGCCCCGACGAGCGCGCCUUCACCGCCUUCUGGAUCGGGCUCUGGUCCGUGCUCUGCUUCCUCUCCACCUUCGCCACCGUCUCCACCUUCCUUAUAGACAUGGAGCGCUUCAAGUACCCCGAGCGCCCCAUCAUCUUCCUGGCCGCUUGCUACCUCUUCGUCUCCCUGGGCUACCUGGUGCGCCUGGUGGCGGGACACGAGAAGGUGGCGUGCAGCGGCGGGGCGGGGGCAGGCGGCGCGGGGGCCGGGGCUGCGGGGGCUGGCGGCGGCGCGGCAGCGGGGGCGGCGGCGGCGGGGGGGCGCGGCGCGGCGGGCGGGGCGGCCGAGCUGCAGCCGGAGCUGGCGGUGGCCGAGCACGUGCGGUACGAGAGCACCGGCCCGGCGCUGUGCACUGUAGUGUUCCUGCUCGUCUACUUCUUCGGCAUGGCCAGCUCCAUCUGGUGGGUCAUCCUCUCCCUCACCUGGUUCCUCGCUGCCGGCAUGAAGUGGGGCAAUGAAGCCAUCGCCGGCUACGCCCAGUAUUUCCACCUGGCCGCCUGGUUGCUCCCCAGUGUCAAGUCCAUCGCUGUGCUGGCACUCAGCUCCGUGGACGGUGACCCCGUGGCUGGCAUCUGCUAUGUGGGCAACCAGAGCCUGGAGAACUUGCGGGGCUUCGUGCUGGCACCACUGCUCAUCUACUUGGCUAUUGGUUCCAUGUUCUUGCUUGCUGGCUUCGUGUCGCUCUUUCGCAUCCGCAGUGUCAUCAAGCAGCAAGGUGGCCCCACCAAGACCCACAAGCUGGAGAAGUUGAUGAUCCGCUUAGGGCUCUUCACUGUGCUCUACACCGUGCCAGCUGCCAGCGUGGUGGCCUGCCUUUUCUACGAGCAGCACAACCGGCCCCGCUGGGAGGCCACGCACAACUGCCCCUGCUUGCGUGACCAGCAGCCCGAUCAGGCCCGCCGCCCUGACUAUGCUGUCUUCAUGCUCAAGUACUUCAUGUGCCUGGUGGUGGGCAUCACCUCUGGUGUCUGGGUCUGGUCUGGCAAGACCCUCGAGUCCUGGAGAGCCCUCUGCACCCGCUGCUGCUGGGCCAGCAAAGGUGCUGCUGUGGCUGGGGGCACAGGGGCAGGAGCAAGUGGGCAGGCAGCAAUCACCGCAGCAGGAGGACUUGGGGCUGGAGGUGGUGGCUCUCUGUACAGCGAUGUCAGCACUGGACUGACGUGGAGAUCAGGCACUGCCAGCUCUGUAUCGUACCCCAAGCAGAUGCCCCUGUCUCAAGUGUAAGGAGAAGUAAAGAGGCCAAAGGUUAGGGAAUGAGGGACACUGGCCUGCCUAAAAUGCCCCCUCACUGUUUGGUGCCAUUAAUGAACCUCUAAUGGUCCUUAUUAGCCACAGCUUGUAUAGAACAAUGCAGCUGGUAGAGGCCCCAGGCUCCGGCCCCCUCCUCCUUCCCCUCCAUUCAUAUGCAGGGAGCAUGUACUUCAAGGAGCCAGCUUAUUAUUUUGCUGGCAGAGGAGGGUAGAGGCUCACCCAUGUCUUGCGGAGGGCAAGGCAAAGCAGCUUCUGAUUCAUUCUGGACUAACAGCAGCUCUUUGCUUCCCCCUCCCCCGCCCAAUCCUGAGGUGGGAGCCUGCUGGGACUGCAGGUUUUUGGGAUAUCGAUGACCAGGCAAAUGCCUUACAGAUUGAAUCAAAACUUGUCUUAAUUAUACACCCCAGCUAAAUACGGGUUUCCUACAUUAAGGGAUGUAUUUAUAUAAUUAUUUGUUACCUUGUACAGAUGUGUAAAAUAUGUAUAUAUCCAAAGCUAUACAGUCUGUAAAUUUUUUUUGUAAAAAAGUUUAGAGGCUACCCCUGUAAGAGCAAAUAUGAGUAUUCUAUUUUGUCAAUAAAAAUGACUUUUGAUAAA
Pogoniulus pusillus (Red-fronted tinkerbird) is the source of this 3333-nucleotide messenger RNA. RefSeq names its product frizzled class receptor 8 (gene FZD8). The transcript has a single exon. Gene Ontology annotation, cellular component: plasma membrane. The record is from RefSeq and is a predicted model, not a curated record. Lineage: Eukaryota; Metazoa; Chordata; Aves; Piciformes; Lybiidae. Gene Ontology annotation, molecular function: Wnt receptor activity; Wnt-protein binding. Gene Ontology annotation, biological process: canonical Wnt signaling pathway; non-canonical Wnt signaling pathway. The coding region runs from base 706 to 2709 and encodes 667 amino acids.